This is a messenger RNA of Siniperca chuatsi (mandarin fish), 4208 nucleotides long. RefSeq names its product galanin receptor 1b (gene galr1b). Bases 169 to 1272 code for a protein of 367 amino acids. Gene Ontology annotation, cellular component: membrane. Gene Ontology annotation, biological process: positive regulation of cytosolic calcium ion concentration; negative regulation of adenylate cyclase activity; neuropeptide signaling pathway. The transcript has 3 exons. Gene Ontology annotation, molecular function: galanin receptor activity. The record is from RefSeq and is a predicted model, not a curated record. NCBI's taxonomy places the organism in Eukaryota, Metazoa, Chordata, Actinopteri, Centrarchiformes, Sinipercidae.
UUUUUCCGUUAACUUGUCGUGUCUCCAGCAGUCUGUAGAGUCCGGACUCCGUUGCUGGACGUGUUUGAUUCGGAUCAUGGACCUGGUUUUUCAGUCAGUCUGUCGCGGUCUUCUUCUGCACCUCCACCAUCUGCUCUAACCCUCCAGCUCCCCCCGCCGAGCUCCAACAUGCUUCUGCCGGGAAACGACACCUGCGGCUGGGCUGAACUCCCAGUGUCCAACUGGUCUGAGGCGGCGGGUGCCGGCGCGGCUGAGGGCGGCGGGUCCGGGUCGGAGGCGGUGAUCGUGCCGGUGGUUUUCGGGCUGAUCUUCGUGGUGGGGGUGGUGGGGAACUCUCUGGUGAUGGUGGUGAUCGGGAAGGUGUGGUACAGCGGCGGAGGGGGAGUUGGUGAAGGCGGUGGGGGAAGAGGUGCGAGGCGCGCCGGCAGCCCGACCAACAUCUUCAUCAUGAACCUGAGCGUGGCGGACCUCAGUUUCCUCGUCUUCUGCGUCCCCUUCCACGCCACUAUCUACUCUCUGCCGGAGUGGGUGUUCGGGGCCUUCCUCUGUAAGUUCGGACACUACUUUUCCAACGUCAGCAUGCUGGUGAGCAUCUUCACGCUGGUGGCCAUGUCCGUGGACCGCUACAUCGCCGUGGUGCUCUCCUGGAAGUCUCCGUGCGUCCGGAGCCGCAGGAACGCGCUGGCCGGGGUGUGCGUCAUCUGGACGCUGUCUCUGGUGUGCUCGGUGCCGGUGGCCCAGCACCAUGUCCUCACCAACCACCACACCGCCCUCAACAGCACCUUCUGCUGGGAGAAGUGGUCCGGAGUCUCCAAACACACCUACAAGGUGACCAUCCUGCUGAUCGGAUACCUGCUGCCGCUGCUGCUCAUCAGCUGCUGCUACGCCAAGGUUUUAUUUCAUCUUCAUAAAAAGAUGAAGAACAUGUCCAAGAAGUCUGAGCGCUCCAAAAGAAAGACGGCUCAGAUGGUCCUCAUGGUUGUCACCGCCUUCACCAUCUGCUGGAUGCCGCACCACAUCAUCGCCAUGUGGGUGGAGUUUGGUACCUUUCCCCUGAAUGACGCCUCCUUCGCCUUUCGCAUCGUCUCCCAUUGCCUGUCCUACGGAAACUCCUGCGUCAACCCCGUCCUCUACGCCUUCCUGUCCGAGAACUUCUGCAAGGCCUGCCGCAAGGUCUUCACUUGCCGCUUCCUGUACCCGCCGCCAGAGGCCAAGGUGGUUCGUUUCCGCAUGGAGAACUUCUCCACCACACACUCCACCACCAACAUAUGAAGGAGAGGGGGGCCUGAUGGGUUAAAUAACAACAACACAGCGAUAUCCUCCAGUGGAAACAAGAGGGAGCACUGUGUCUGAACAGAUUAGAGGCUGAUGGAGGAGUUUUUACAGCAGGAUGUGGGUCACAUGACAACAGGACAGCAUAUGGUGGCCUGCUGACUGUAUCUGCGGACAUCGUGCACUGGUCUAGUUGUAGAAGAACAGAAAACUUUUUCACAUUUUUCAUUAAUUUAAGUGUGUUGUUUAUUUUCUGUAAAUUGAUGGUCUAAAAAUUGUUUCAAAGCCGUCCUGAUAGACCAACCAAAAGGGUCUAUAAAGGGUUACACAUCAGUUUGAGUACAUUUACACAUUUAAUAACAAGCAUACAGAGGACCAAACCUGAAUGAUAACAAAUAAAUAAAUCAAUGACCAAAUUAAAUUAUGUAUAUAAUAUAUAGUAAAUGGUUGUUGGUAUGAAAAAGUAUAAUACACACAGUUUAUUUAAAUAAACAUAUUAAUAAUUUUGUCACCUCAGGAUUUAUUUUAUAUGGAAGUGAAAGUGGCUUCAUUUAUUUUAUUAUACAUCGUUUUAAUUAAUUUAUAUUUAAUACUGAAGAUUUCUCAGAUUAUUUAAUGAUGUUAUUCAGUCGUUCUUUGACUAUUUCAGGGAUGAAAACACUUACAGAUUAACAGGAACACUGAUAAACUGAUCAAUAACUUUUCUAACUUUCUAAUCCCUUUUCUUUAAAAAACAAAAUCCAUAAAAAAAUAAUGGGAACACUCAGUCUGUUGGUUUGCUUCAGACAGUUUGAUUUGUUUCUAUGAUGUUCUAUGAUGAUAUUUCUCCCGCAGCAUAAACAAAUAUAUAAUCGAUAAAAUGUUUCAUUUCAAUCGAUAUCCAUAAUUAUCGCUAAUUUUUAAUUACAUCUCAGCAGCCAGCAAGGUGCAAUGUGUAAGAAUUUAAGAGAUUUAAAACAUUCAAAAAUUUACUAAAAUGAUCAACAGAAUGUGAAGUAGGGCUGGGUAUCGUUUAAAAAAUUACAAUACCAGUACUAAUGCCAGUACCCUUAAAGUGAUACCGAUACCAAUAGAGACUUCAUUCAAUACCCAUCAUGUUAAUGAAAGCAUUCAGUUGCGUAAAAUGCCAUGACUCCUCCCCAUCCAAAUGAUUUUUACAGAAAUGCAUUUUGAAAGUGUUAGUUUGUGCGCAGGAGAUAAGUGUAGAGAGUCAGCACAACAGACCAUCAUGUGUAUCAUAGUGUUGAGUAGUUAGAACAGCUUGAGUCAAGCAUAGAGGUUGUAUUAGGCUAUGUGUUGCUCUGGUUGUGUGUUUUUUUACAAACCAACCGCAAAAACACAAAGCCAACGGUGCUGCUGAUAUAGUGGAUUGUGAGCUGAAGUUUCCCCAGUAAACACACCGAUCUCUUCGGCUGUCGCAGUCCCUCCUGCCCGGCCUGCCUGCUGCUCCUCUCAUGGUCACUUCUCCGGAGCCGCUUCACUGCCAGAGUGUUUCUGGGUGUUAGUGGGCCAAACACACGUCGCAUUAAAUCGAAGAACACAUUUGGCUGAGAGCAAAACCGUAUAAAUAGUCAUUUUUUUCUAGAUCUGGGUUUCAAAAAUGAUCGAAUGCAGGUAUCGUUUGACUGGAGACGUUUCGAUACUACUUGGGUUAUUUCAGUCGAUACCUUAAAGGUAUCGAGUACCGAUACCCAGCUCUAAUGUGAAGAAAUAACAGUUUUGAUGUUAUGUCAAAGAUGUCUAUGUAUUGUGUUGCAGAGACAUCUACUGAAGUUACCGAACUAAGACCAGCUUAAUUGCCUUGUUAACUCAUCAUAAAACACACUUCGUUCAAACUCGACAGAAACAAAAUAUAACUCACCAAAACCGUCUUUGUUAAUCUACAAACUGUUCAAUAAUCACCAACUCUUAUUUGGUCGAAAUAAAUCCUUAAUCCACGUGUUAGAUGUGAAAAAUAUUCUGGCUCUACAUACUGUCUCUGCCUCUCUGAUGCCCGACCUCCCUCUCGCUCCGCUCUCGCUUGAUCCCUCUCCUGUCCCCGCCGUCCCCAUAAUUCUGGUUGGAGCCACUGUAAAUCACCUCUGUACUGUAUUCGCUGUCGUCAAACUGGUCGGUCCCAGUCUGGCCGUGUUCACUGGGAGGCUGCUGAGCCUGGUACCUUUGCCUGCUCGCCCACCAGCAUUUCCUGUCUGUCCCCCCGGCCCUGGGCCAGAAAACUUUCUCUUCCUGGCAGUCCAAAACUCCUGUGCUUGGACCAUUAAAUUAGCUGCAUAGCUAAUUUGCUGUUUUUUGCGUGUCACUCACUUCUAGCAGCUCUAUAAACAAGGGGUAUGAUAGGCUGUUUAUGUGCCAGGGAGUAUUCAUUAUGUGCUUUCAUGGCAGUUUGCAUUUAAUGUACUUAAGUGAAACUAUAGAACAAUUUUCUUAUUUCUAUUGAUGAAAUGUCUAUCGCCGGUACAUAUCGCUAUCCUUUUAUUGCCCUGGCCUAGUUCAGAUUAUAUACAGUUUUUAUCAAUAAUUCUGUAACUUGUUUUAAGGAAAUUUCUUUAGUUCUUUUAGUUUAGUAGUCACUCAGUGAUGUGUUUGGACCUCUGAAAACUACAUGAUGUCUUUGAAUAUUUAUCUGUUGAAUACAUUGAUUGUUUAAUUCAGUAGUUAUCUAUAACUGUGUCGCAGUGAAUGAAAAAACUCAAACUUCUCAGUUCUGAUGAAUGAAUUGUCUGUUCACUCAGGUUGUCCACAAUCAAGACUCAGUAUUUUGUUCAUGUUAGAGAUUAAAUAAACUUUAUGAGAACACAAAACAUUUUCAUUUAUUUUCAAACCAUAAACUGACAGAAAUGAGCACUCUAAACAUGUAUUUAUACAUUAAUUAAUCCACAUUAUCAACUGAUCUAUUUAGACUGUGAUCUACAUUUGAAUCUGUGUAUGAUAUUUUU